Molecule: messenger RNA, 1918 nt
Organism: Lipotes vexillifer (Yangtze River dolphin)
Lineage: Eukaryota; Metazoa; Chordata; Mammalia; Artiodactyla; Lipotidae
Gene: PLD3
Product: phospholipase D family member 3
Exons: 12
Coding region: 142-1614 (490 amino acids)
Molecular function (GO): catalytic activity
Source: RefSeq, a predicted model, not a curated record
UGGGGCCCCGUGGAGAUAGCAGCAGCCGCCUGCCGACCUAGAACACCCCACACAGUGCCAGCUUUUGUUCCCUGCAGUUUGGAGACCCUGACACACCCACUUUCCCACUGGAAUCUGUAUAACCCCUGGCUGCCCAGCAAGAUGAAGCCUAAACUUAUGUAUCAGGAGCUGAAGGUGCCUGCUGAGGAGCCCUCCAACGAACUACCCAUGAACGAGAUCGAGGCAUGGAAAGCUGCAGAAAAGAAGGCCCGUUGGGUCCUGCUGGUCCUCAUCCUGGCGGUCGUGGGCUUCGGUGCCCUGAUGACUCAGCUGUUUCUAUGGGAAUACGGCGACUUGCAUCUCUUUGGGCCCAACCAGCGCCCAGCCCCCUGCUAUGACCCUUGCGAAGCAGUGCUGGUGGAGAGCAUUCCCGAGGGCCUGGACUUCCCCAAUGCCUCCACGGUCAACCCCUCCACCAGCCAGGCCUGGCUGGGCCUGCUCGCCGGUGCCCACAGCAGCCUGGACAUUGCCUCUUUCUACUGGACCCUCACCAACAACGACACCCACACUCAGGAGCCCUCUGCUCAGCAGGGCGAGGAGGUCCUCCGGCAGCUACAGACCCUGGCACCCCGAGGUGUGAAGGUCCGCAUUGCCGUGAGCAAGCCAAGUGGGCCCCAGCCCCAGGCAGAUCUGCAGGCCCUGCUGCAAAGCGGUGCCCAGGUCCGCAUGGUGGACAUGCAGAAGCUGACCCAUGGCAUCCUGCACACCAAGUUCUGGGUGGUAGACCAGACCCACUUCUACCUCGGCAGUGCCAACAUGGACUGGCGUUCCCUGACCCAGGUCAAGGAGCUGGGCGUGGUCAUGUACAACUGCAGUUGCCUAGCUCGAGACCUGACCAAGAUCUUCGAGGCCUACUGGUACCUGGGCCAGGCGGGCAGCUCCAUCCCGUCAACCUGGCCCCGGCCUUAUGACACCCGCUACAAUCAAGAGACACCAAUGGAAAUCUGCCUCAACGGAACCCCUGCUCUGGCCUACCUGGCAAGUGCACCCCCACCACUGUGUCCAAGUGGCCGCACCCCAGACUUGAAAGCCCUGCUCAACACGGUGGACAAUGCCCGGAGUUUCAUCUACAUCGCGGUCAUGAACUACCUGCCCACCAUGGAGUUCUCCCACCCGCACAGGUUCUGGCCUGCCAUUGACGACGGGCUGCGGCGGGCUGCCUAUGAGCGGGGCGUCAAGGUGCGCCUGCUGGUCAGCUGCUGGGGGCACUCUGAGCCAUCCAUGCGGGCCUUCCUGCUCUCCCUGGCUGCCCUGCGUGACAACCACACCCACUUUGACAUCCAGGUGAAACUCUUUGUGGUCCCUGCGGACGAGGCCCAGGCCCGAGUCCCUUACACCCGCGUCAACCACAACAAGUACAUGGUGACUGAGCGUGCCACCUACAUCGGAACCUCCAACUGGUGCGGAAGUUACUUCACCGAGACAGCGGGCACCUCGCUGCUGCUGGCGCAGGGCGGGCGGGGCGGCCUGCGGAGCCAGCUGGAGGCCGUGUUCCUGAGGGACUGGGACUCCGCUUACAGCCACGACCUGGACACCUCAGCUGACAGCGUGGGCAACGCCUGUCGCCUGCUCUGAGGCCCGGCCCAGCGGACAGGCCAGGCCUGCGAGGCCCCCGCGGGCGCGGGUGUUCCGGGUCUCAAUCCCAGUCCCCGUGCCCCCGCUUCUGUCUGCCCCACGGUGGCUCCCGCAGGCUCGCCCGCUGCUCUCCCGCUUCUGCCUCCGCCCCCGCCAGCCUGAUGCUGUGGCCGCAGAGGACCCAGCCAAGCUGGGGGAGGGAUCGGCCCCCGAAGAAGUUGGGGUGCAUGCUGGGCCCCUGGUCCACCCCACUUCCCAGGGCAAAGAGGGCCUGAGGUCACAAGAAGUAAAUAACUUGUGUGUA